Molecule: messenger RNA, 1489 nt
Organism: Zingiber officinale
Lineage: Eukaryota; Viridiplantae; Streptophyta; Magnoliopsida; Zingiberales; Zingiberaceae
Product: transcription repressor MYB5-like
Exons: 3
Coding region: 1-1116 (371 amino acids)
Source: RefSeq, a predicted model, not a curated record
AUGACUGCUACGCCGUCUCCAGCUGAUCAACCCUCUUCCCUCUCCAACGCGCGCGAACCGUCCGCCUCCAGUACUGCCGCCCCGAUGCCACUGCCGCCACUCUCUCGUCCUGGAUGCUUAACAAAGUUGGUUCGACAUUGUUACUAUGUUCAGCUUUGGCCAGAUAAGCCGUGGCUCCCACCACCAUUCGGCCUCCCUUAUGCAUCCUUUGCCCGGAAGGAAUCAAUUAGUUUCCGACAGCCAGAUCGAAUGAGAAGGAGCAACUCAGCGGCGGCGGCUGCGGCUGCGGCUGGGAGGAGGAAGAUCCUGAGGGGAGGAGGAGGAUCCGGCGGCGAGCCUAGGGCGUGCUGCAGCAAGGACGGGAUGAAGCGGGGCCCGUGGACGCCGGAGGAGGACGAGGCCCUGGCGAGCUACGUGCGGCUGGAGGGCGAGGGCCGGUGGCGGACCCUUCCGGCCCGUGCAGGCCUCCGCCGCUGCGGCAAGAGCUGCCGCCUCCGGUGGAUGAACUACCUCCGCCCCUCCAUCAAGCGCGGCCCCAUCGCCCCCGACGAGGAGGACAUCAUCCUCCGCCUCCACCGCCUCCUCGGCAACCGGUGGUCGCUGAUCGCCGGCAGAAUUCCGGGGCGCACCGACAACGAGAUCAAGAACUACUGGAACACGCACCUCAGCAAGAAGCUCAUCGGCCAAGGCAUCGAUCCGCGCACCCACAAGCCAUUGCCGUCUCCCUCCGCCCCAUCCGCCGUCGCUGCACCGGCGGUCUAUGUCAUCCCACGACACCCACCUCGCCCUAACCCUAACCCUAACCCUAACAUGCCCGACGGAUGCUGGACGGAGAGCAGUGACCACGAUCAGUUGAUCGACGUCAACGCGGAGGCGGCGGAAGCCGGAGAGCGGCUAGAACCCGAUCUGUUUGGCGUCAGCUUCGGCGAGGACAACAUCUUCUCCUCCUUCCUCGACUCACUCAUCGGCGACGGCGAAAACGAUCACAUUAAUGGCGAUACUCCUCCUGAUGACGAACAAUUUGCCUUCGUUUGGGAAAAGGAUCUCGAGGCUCAUCUAGUUCUGGAGGACAAUGCACACGAGCAGUUUACAGGUGAUCCUGAUGCAGGAAUCUGACUGAUUAAUCUAAGUAUGUUUAAAUCAUAUAUAUUAUGACAAAAGACGAAUGCAUUCGUCCUCAGCAUCCUCAUCAACUCGUCCAAGAGCCAACAAUGAGGAGGUUAUGUUUAAUUCAUAUAUAUAUAUAUUUAUGUGUAGUGUGCUGUAAUAGGAAUAGAUAGAUAGAUAUUGUUGAUAAUAUUAAUGCUUGAGAAACCAGUAUCAUGCAUGAACUAAAGAACACAGCUUUAAUUGCUUCAUUAUGUUUAUUAAUGCGUGUGCAUGCAUGCUUGCAUACACAUUGAUUUGCUGCCAAAUGAGAUUUUGGAAUAUUUCUACACAUUAAUUCAGUUUAGUUAGUAUUAUUUUGCUGCCCAGAAUUAAUUUUGGA